Messenger RNA from Amorphotheca resinae ATCC 22711, 2037 nucleotides. RefSeq names its product glycoside hydrolase family 16 protein. The record is from RefSeq and is a predicted model, not a curated record. The coding region runs from base 1 to 2037 and encodes 678 amino acids. Gene Ontology annotation, biological process: (1->6)-beta-D-glucan biosynthetic process; fungal-type cell wall organization. The transcript is spliced from 4 exons. Gene Ontology annotation, molecular function: glucosidase activity. NCBI's taxonomy places the organism in Eukaryota, Fungi, Ascomycota, Leotiomycetes, Helotiales, Amorphothecaceae. Gene Ontology annotation, cellular component: plasma membrane; endoplasmic reticulum membrane.
AUGGAUUCCCUCACAGUGGAUUCCGAGGACUCGCGAAGAUCGCGGAGGCCUCCCCAUAUCACGGUGAACUCAGGUAGUGGAGGGGAUAUACUUGACAGCAUGCGGUCUGACAAUAGUUCACCCUCGCCGUCUACAGCAGGCACCCCAGUGUCCUCAAGACAAUUAUUACCACAGCAGAGACCAGCGACGAGCCCAGCACCGCGGGGGGCUACGCCGGGCCCUUCAAUAUACGGUGCCCCCGAUGUGGCAGAGUCAUCGGAGAUGUUGCUCGCCCCUACGAGAGCACGAGGUGCUCGUUCCUACCAAGAUCUGCAAAAUGAUCCCAUAUCACGCACUGCAUCAGCAAUAUCGUCUGCGAGAACUAGUUGGAGUUCAGAUGCUGGAAGCAGAGACAGUCGGCAUGGGCCAUUCGCCUCGCCUUUCGAUGAUUCUAGAGCUCCUUCGCGGGCUGGUAGCGAUGACGAUAUCAACACCCAGACGGUAUCAGAGAAGUACAACAUCAUGCCCUCAGCCGGCCUGUUGCUCUUCCCCGAAGAUGUCGAGAAGGACGACUACCUACACAAUCCGGAUCCGAGCGACAAGGAGCGAGAAAAGUGCGAUUUCUGUUCGAAAAGAGGUAUUAUAAAUCUUGGAGGCUUGGCAUUCAUUACUCUUGGAGUUCUGGCAUUGUUCAUUGCGUACCCCGUUGUGACCGCCGUUAGAAAGGCAGUAGCACCAAAGGAGGUUUCUCCGGGCUGCUCCAGUGCAGUUGAUUGCUUGUCAGACAAAGUGCCCAUGCUGAAGAACGUAAGAUCUGGCCUCAUUGAUCCUGAUACCCCCAAGUCCGAAUAUACAAGGACAUCAAAUGAUGGCACAACACUUCAGCUCCAGUUCUCGGAUGAGUUCAACACGGACGGACGAACCUUCUACGAUGGCGACGACCCAUUCUUCCAGGGGGUGGACAUAUGGUAUGGUGUCACGCAGGAUCUCGAAUGGUACGAUCCAGAUGCCAUCUCAACCGAGAAUGGAACACUCAAUAUCAAGUUCGACGCGUUCCAAAGUCAUAACCUCAACUACCGUUCGGGUAUGUUGCAGUCAUGGAACAAACUGUGUUUCAAGGGCGGUCGAUUGGAAGCAAGCAUUUCGCUGCCUGGACGAGGUGACCUUUCCGGCUUCUGGCCCGGUUUCUGGGCUAUGGGUAACCUUGGAAGACCUGGAUAUCCUGCGACCACGGAAGGCAUGUGGCCCUACAGCUACUGGAAUGGAUGUGAUGCAGGCAUUACCGCAAAUCAGAGCUCUACGGACGGUAUAAGCUAUCUACCUGGAAUGCGUUUGCCAGCAUGCACCUGCAGCGGAGAAGAUCACCCUACACCUGGAAUCUCUCGAUCAGCUCCCGAAAUCGAUGCUGUCGAAGCUUCUGUUGGAUGGCUGGGUCCUGGGCAAUACGUGCGCGGAACUGGUGAGGUGUCUCAAUCCUUCCAGGUAGCCCCGUUUGAUAUCUUCUAUCAGCCGGACUACGACUAUGUAGAGGUCUAUGACACUGAGAUUACCAGCAUGAACACGUAUCGUGGUGGACCCUACCAACAAGCCUUCUCGGCGCUGUCGUGGUUGAACAACGAUUGGUAUGAUGGGAAGGCCUACCAGACCUUCGGCUUUGAAUAUAAUCCCGGGCCCCAGGGGGAUCUUAGUUGGUUUGUGGGAAAUGACUAUACGUGGAAGAUGGAUGCUCGGUCCCUUAAACCUAAUGGGAAUGUUGGACAGCGAAUUUUACCGGAGGAACCGAUGUCUCUCAUCGUUAACUUUGGUAUGUCGAACACGUUCGCCCAGGUCCUCUUGGCAAACCUCGCCAAGCUCCUACCUGCCACGAUGCGGGUCGACUACAUUCGAAUCUACCAAGAUCCCAACGAGGCGUCGGUGACAUGCGAUCCGGAGGGCUAUGAAACAACCGAGUAUAUUAAGGCUCAUCCCCUGGCGUAUAAUAACCCCAAUCUAACGAGCUGGGCGGACACAGGUUAUUCCUGGCCCCAAAACACAUUGGUGGAUGGCUGCACAGCGUGA